Messenger RNA from Malania oleifera, 3171 nucleotides. RefSeq names its product LRR receptor-like serine/threonine-protein kinase FLS2. Gene Ontology annotation, molecular function: protein binding; ATP binding; protein kinase activity. Bases 1 to 3171 code for a protein of 1056 amino acids. The transcript is spliced from 3 exons. Lineage: Eukaryota; Viridiplantae; Streptophyta; Magnoliopsida; Santalales; Ximeniaceae. Gene Ontology annotation, biological process: protein phosphorylation. The record is from RefSeq and is a predicted model, not a curated record.
AUGCCUUCUCAAACUAUCAGGUUGUUUAUCAUCCUAGUUUGUUUUGUUUCUGCUCCAUUUGUGGUGGUUCCUGCAGAGCUCAGCUUGGAGAUUGAAAUUGAGGCUUUGAAAGCCUUCAAAAAUUCCAUCACAGAUGACCCAUUUGGGGCACUUGCAGAUUGGACCGAUGCAAACCAUCACUGCAACUGGUCUGGCAUUGCCUGUCAUCCUCCCUCCAAUCAUGUCAUUUCCAUAUCCCUGGUUAGAAAGAACCUUCGAGGUAAAAUCUCCCCAUUCCUUGGAAACGUUACCAGCCUCAAGGUUCUUGAUUUAACUUCAAACUCUUUCACUGGGCACAUUCCAACUCAGUUGGGGCAUUGCUCUCAGCUUUUAGAGCUUACACUCUAUGGGAAUUCUCUUUUUGGUCCCAUCCCAGCAGAAUUAGGAAACCUUGGAAAUCUUCAGUCCUUGGAUUUUAGCAGUAAUCUCUUAAAAGGAAAGAUUCCUGAAAGCAUGUGCAACUGGACGUCCUUGAGAAAGCUCGAUGCCAGCCUCAAUAAACUUAAUGGCACAAUCCCAACUGGCAUUGGAAAUUUGGCUAAUCUCCAGUCUUUAGACCUAAGUAAAAACCAAUUAUCGGGGGACAUACCUCGGGAAAUUGGGAAUUUAUCAAAUUUAGAGUCACUUCAGUUGUUUGAGAAUAAGCUUUCUGGGAAAUUUCCAUCUGAGAUAGUUCUUUGUAAGAGGCUUGUUACUCUAAGCGUAUUUUGGAAUUCCAUUACAGGGAUUAUUCCGUUGAAUAUCUGCUCACUUCAAAAUUUGGAGAUCCUAUACCUGGGUUUCAACGAACUCAAUGGAUCCAUUCCCUCUUGCCUUUCCAAUUGCACACAUCUUGUCCAGAUAGAUUUGUGUAUGAACAGAUUAAUUGGGAAAAUUCCUCAGGGUUUAGGGAAGCUGCAGAACCUAACAUCCCUUAUUCUUGGGGAUAAUAAUAUGUCAGGGGAGCUUCCAGAUGACCUUUUUAACUGUUCAAAUCUAAAUAGACUUGUUAUAUCUUUAAAUGGUUUUGAAGGAAUGCUGAGACCGGGUUUGGGCAAACUCAUUAAUCUACAGUUUCUGCAAGCCGGUGGAAAUUCAUUGGCAGGGCCAAUUCCACGGGAGAUUGGCAAUCUAACUCAAUUGAUCUGCUUAGAUCUUUCUACAAAUAACUUUUCAGGUCUAGUUCCUCCUGAAUUAUCAAAACUCUCGCUCCUUCAAGGUCUUUUUUUGCAUGAUAACAUGCUAGAAGGUGCAAUUCUUGAGAAACUUUUUGAUCUAACACGUUUGACUGAUCUAGAGCUGCAAAAUAACAGGUUCAUAGGUGCAAUUCCAGAUGCACUAUCUAAUCUUAAGUUGCUUUUAGGCUUACAUCUCAAUGGAAACAUGCUUAAUGGGUCCAUCCCAAAAAGUAUAGCCUAUCUUAGUGGACUGAUGUCGUUGGAUCUCUCUCACAACCAUCUCACAGGAUCCAUUCCUGGGUCUGUGAUUGCAGGUAUGAGAAGCAUGCAGUUAUAUCUGAACUUAUCAUACAACCUUUUAACAGGAGCCAUUCCAAAUGAGCUUGGUAUGUUGGAAAUGGUACAAACCAUCGACAUCUCAAAUAACAAACUUUCAGGAAUCAUUCCUGAAACGGUUGGAGGCUGUAAAAAUUUGUUUUCACUUGACAUAUCUACCAAUGAACUUUCUGGUGAAAUCCAAGAAAAUUUUUUUACACAAAUGAUUUUGCUUACUAGAUUGAACCUUUCAAGAAAUCUGUUCAAUGGUGGACUCCCUAAAAGUUUGGGGAAUCUCAAGCAUCUUGUUUCCCUUGACCUUUCUCAUAACAGGUUCUAUGGCUUAAUUCCUGAAAGCUUUGGCAGUCUCUCCUCCUUGAAAACUUUGAACCUUUCUUUCAAUAAACUUGAAGGACCUAUUCCAAAGACUGGUAUAUUUAGAAACAUUAGUAUAUCCAGUUUUGCUGGAAACCUGGAUCUUUGUGGGGCUGCCUUUCUCCACAACUGUAGCAAACAAACUGCUUGGCAUAGUUUCUCUAAAAAAAUUGCAAUAAUUUUCCUUGCAUUUGGAGCAGCUUUUUUGGUUAUUGUUUCCCUCAUCAAAUACAUUACGGUGCAUAAAAAACAAGGGGCUGUGAAUCUGGAACCAGAGUAUAUUUCAGCAUUAGACCUUAAGAGAUUUGACCAUAAGGAUUUAGAAAUGGCUACAAAUAUAUUCAGUGAAGAGAACAUCAUUGGUGCUAGCAAUUUGAGCACAGUAUAUAAAGGCAAGUUGGACAAUGGACAGAUUAUAGCUGUAAAAAAAUUGAAUUUGCACCAAUUCUCAUCAAAGUGCUUCAACAGAGAGAUCAACGCCCUAAGCCAGUUGAAGCACAGAAAUCUAGCCAGGGUACUUGGUUAUGCUUGGGAGAGUGGGAAGCUAAAGGCUCUAGUUCUGGAAUAUAUGGAGAAUGGAAACUUGGAGAGCGUUAUCCAUGAGCCCUACACUGAUCAUUCGAGGUGGACACUGUCAGAGAGAAUCAAUGUUUUUGCUUCUAUUGCAAGUGCCUUGGAUUACUUGCAUUCAGGUUAUCAUGUCCCAAUAGUUCACUGUGACCUAAAGCCUUCUAACAUUCUCCUUGAUGGAGAUUGGGAGGUCCAUGUGAGUGAUUUUGGAACAGCUCGAGUUCUUGCUGUUCACCUCCACAACGGAUCCUCAGGGCUUGCAUUCGAAGGCACCAUAGGGUAUCUUCCACCAGAAUUUGCAUACAUGAGGAAAGUUACGACAAAAGUGGAUGUAUUCAGCUUUGGUAUAAUAGUGAUGGAAUUCUUAACUAAGCGGAGGCCAAUAGGGCUCACCCAAGAGGAUGGUUUGCCAAUUACUUUGCAUCAACUUGUGGAAAUAAGCCUUCAGUGUGGAAGGAAUCGACUUCUUGAAAUUGUGGAUUUGGAUCUAGCUUCAAGCAUUUUUGAUGAGAAACAUGUCGAAAUAAUUGAAGAACUCCUUCAACUAGCGUUGUCAUGCACCUGUCCAGAGCCUGAGGAACGACCGCAUAUGUGUGAAGUAUUAUCUUUCUUAUUGAAGCUAAAGGCAGCGUGCUGUCGAAAUGUUUAUGCAAAAGGCUUUCUUAAGCUACAACUCAGCCCAUUUAACUCUCAACAUUCACAUGGGGAAGGUUAG